GAGCCUGAACAGUGGUGGUGUCUAACGUGUAAGGCACUUCCUUAGGGGACCUGAAUCUUGCUGUUCCUAUGCAAUGGAGUUAGGGAAUCAUGAAAGAGAGACCUCAGCAAGGGACACUUUAUGGAAGGAGAAACUGAAGCCCACAGAAAAUGGAGAACCAACUGAGAAGACAGCUGUGAAAGAAAGUUCUUUCCUAAGGUUCCUUUCCAGGGAAAAGGUUCCCUCUGAAUCUGGAUUCCUGAGGUUCACAUUUGUUCCCUCAUUUGGAAGAUUGCCAAGCCAAUUUCAUGUUGCAGAUGCCACAUCAUUUCUUGUGAGUGUUUCUGAGGAACCUUUGGAGAAGAAAAAUCAAGAAAUUAAAAACACGACUGAACUAGUUGCUGAAGGUCAGACCAUAGAAAGUGGACCCAAGAGAAAGAGCGAAGCCUCUGGAUGUACAAAGGAUAACCAAAAAAAUUUACAACCACCAGAGUGUAAAGCGAGCAAAAGAAAAAUGGACAAAGAUGAUCUUUUCCAAGCUGAUUUUGUCUUUGUUACGGACUCAGAUGAAGACAAAAUGGCAAUGGCAAGCAAUGGCUAUGGUCAUGCACGAGCUCAUAUUUUAGACACAUCCUGUACAUCUACAAGUAGCAAGUCAAGAGGGAAUACAUCAAAACCAUCAGACACUGAACUUUCCGACAGUUCUGCCAGUCAACAGAAACAAUGCCAGUUAACUUCUCCUCUGUCUACCUCUGGUCAUCUUUCCCAUAAAUCACCUGUUGUCAAUUCACUUUCUCCAACUAACCUAAAAAUUGAACCUGAUCUGGCUUCUACUGUUCAUCAAGCCUCUUCUGUACAAGAAUCCCACAGCCAAUGGCAGUCUGCAAAUGGAUCCACUACGCAUCAGUCCUCUACUUAUUUACAGUCCACUGCUUCUUUCAGUGUCCCAGUUUCCAUAUUGAAAAGACCCCUUUUCCCAUUUAACAGCCUUUCAGACAGUGUUCAGUCACCCUGUGACAUCCAAGCUAGCAAUCUUCAGAAAAUGGCUGAAUCCACCACUUCUUCUCUACCAAGCAAAUAUCUGCCUCCCACUUCCCAGAUUUCCAGUUCAUCAGAUACUCUUCCAAGCUCAUCCCCUCACACCCUGUCUCCUCCUCCCUCCAAAAGAUUUAAUACAUUGGCUUCACUUCCAAUCCAAAUAACAACACACUUAUUAUCUCCUAGUCCAAAGCCUCUUUCUUCCCCAUUUCAUGGUUCCUCCUCAGCUAUAAGUAGUGUAAACAAUCUCUACAGCCAAAUACCUUCCAAGGAAAAGUCUGAAAUUAGAUCCACUCUACCAACUAGGCUGUCUGUUUUGACUGCUAUUCUGAAGUCUGGAUCUUCUCCAAAGAGACCCUUUUCUCCUGCAUCUUGUCCUGCCACAUUUUCUCCCAGUUCACUAGGCUCUUCAACACUCACAAUAGACCAGAAAUGUAAAACAACACCUUCAACUCCCAAAAAAUUGCCUUCAAAUUAUUCUGUGUGGUCUGAUAAAUCAGGCCAAGAUGAAUAUGUCCUUUCAGUGUUUACUAAUGUACCAAAUCACAUGACUUCAAAGUCCAGUCCUACUUUUCGAGCCAGAUCUACAUCCCCUAAAAGUUAUCUUGAUGCUGACCUUCCUCCUGAGAAAUUACGUCCUUUAUCCCCCACCAUUUCUACCUACAGAAAAACAGUUGUCUCUCCACUAUUGCAUCCAACGAUAUGCAAUUCUUUGCCUCCUCAUGUCCCAAGAAACACUUCUCAAAUUACUUCAAAGGGGGCACAUUCUCCUGCUCACAGAAACCGAGGGCCUGAAAAGUCCAAAAAGGUUCAUACUUACUCUCCCACCUUUACCACCAAGUCUUAUCCAGUAUCUACCCCUGCUAAUAGCCAACAGGGCAUGUUUUCAACCCCUUCAGAAAAACACUCUCCUCUCUCUCUGAACUUUUUGCAGCCUUCUUGUAAAUCAAAAUUGCCACAAGUUUCUGCAAAGAAUCUAAAAAGCCAUUCACCAGUUCCUUCCCCACACUGGCCUUUAUCUCUUAAAGAUUCUACUUCAUCUAUUUCUACAGACGAUAGUGUUAGUACCCCUUCAAUACAAAUUAAUUCCUCCUCCAUUCAUGCAAGCUACAGAGCUUGCCCCUCAUUUUCAAGACCUAGGGCACCAUUAAUGCAAUCUAGAUCACCUACCAGGGUCCGUUCACCAUGUUCACUGCUGUCAUCAUCCAGGGAAUUGACUUCACCCCUGCCUUCUGACUCUAAGGUUACCCAGCCACACAAGAUCAAGGCAAGCUACAAGGCAUUUGCAGCAAUCCCGACAAACACAUUGCUUCUGGAGCAGAAGGCCCUUAAUGAACCAGAAAGUGAAGAAAGCUCUUCAGACACACAUUCAGAGAUCUGUUCCCCAGCCCAGCUGAGACAACAGACUGAAGAGCUGUGUGCAGCAAUUGAUGAAGUCUUACAGGAGCCACUGUCUAAGCAACAACAUGAUUCUUCUCCAAGCUCCUUGCAGAAGCUGCUGAUUUCAGAUGUAGGCAAAACACCUAUAACUUUACAGAGACCAGCUGGACGAGAAACAAGAUUUGCUAACCUCAACUUACGAACGCCUACAGUAAAUGAGAGUAAAAAGACAAGGCCUGGUGUUAUCCGUCCAACAACUGUGAAAGCAAAAAUAAUUUUUAAAAAGGAGGAUCCCAUCCAACCAAACCCAUUCAAAAAGUACCUGGAAGAAACCACAGAAUCCCAAACUGAACAGGUCAUUUCUCAUGCUGAUUUGCUAACUCCUGGACCCUUCAGUCAUUUGGGUUCCAUCUUUGCUGAGACUUAUGAUAAUUCCUAUAGUCCUUACCGUCACAAUACUUUGUAUAAUAAGCCCACUCAUCCAAUAGUGCCUAUUCCAGAAAAUGAAGCACUAAGCUCCAAACAGCUUCACUCUGCUGGAGUACAAAGCCAGACAGACCUGCUAGUCCACCAUGAAAACAAAGAUGGAAGCAGAGGGAGUUUUGCAGACAAUGUACUCCCCCACAGCAGGGAUCCUUCCCUACUCAGAGGAGACCCAGGAGAUUAUCCUGCUAAACCCAACUAAGGUAAAGACAUAGUUAUUGUUAGUGACAUACUUUACGACUCGAUGCCAGUUAUAAAGAACGCUUAUCAGUCUGGCACAAUGCUGGCAUGAAAUCCAAUACAGAAAUGAACCAAAGUGUUGUGCCUCAUGCUUCUCUCUUAAUUGCAAUGUACGGGUAGCACACAACACUGUUUUGAAAUGGCAAUCGGAAGCAUGGCAGCCCAAGAGCCUCAAAGUUGCAGCAACCCAGGCAAAGAUCAAUCACCAUCUCCCAAAGUGUGUGAUAAACUUCUACUGUAUUUCGCAAAGUGAAACAGCUGCUUGAUUGAGAAAGCCACGUCUAGUCUGAAAAGGAAUAAAGUUGAAAUAUAGUGUAGAACGUGUCUUGUGAAUAGUGAUGUGAAAUCAGUCUGCAUAAAUUUUCCAGUUCCAUCUGAAGGCUGAAACCAUCUGCCGACUGACAGGAGUUUUCCAUCAUUCUCAACAAUACCCCCCCCCCACCCUUUUGCUUUAUUUCUGGAAAGUAUGAAACUUUGUUUAAAAUCUGUGGAAAAUUGGGUUGGUCCUAAUAAAUGCUACUGCUUCUUCUAGUGUUUUUAGAUUAUGCCUACUGAAUUCCAGUUUACAAGCAUUUUCGGACAGAUUGUUGGCAAUAGAGAUAUCUCAGUGGAAAUACUAAUCUCUAUAUUACAAAUUUAUGCUGCUCUUUCUCCAGUUUAAGGCACUUUUAAAUGAUUCUUUAUUCUCAAUUUCAUUAUCACCUAGGUUAGGCUGAAAGACAAUGACUGGCCCUAGGCCUCCCAGUGAACUUCAUGGUGAAGGAUGGAUUUCAACGAAUCUCUUUGAGAGUCCUCAUUUGACUCGAUAGGCAAGCUAGCUGCCUGCUAAUAGAAUGUAACUUGCCAUUAGUCUGAAUGAUGUAAAAGUAGUCAUUACUUUUAAGAACCUUUCAGAGAGUCCACAGUAAUUGCUGCAAGCUUAUGCCAAUACCGAAGGAAUUUUCUCUUUUCCAUACAUUAUUUAUGGGUUAUUUUUCCCUGAUGGUAUCAGAAAUGGAAGAGCCACCUUAUUCUCCCUAAUACACUCAACAGCUUUCCUCCUACCUUAUGCUUCAGGUUUCACCUUCAGAAUAUUUUGUUUCAAGUACCACUACUUGAAAUUGCUUCUGAUGUUUCAGGCCCUCAGCUUGUUACAUGAAAGCAUACUUCAUUUAAAUCAGUGGCAUGUAGUCUCAAGUAAUGCUAUUGACACAAAUAGCAUGCCCAAAGAACAAAUGGUCAGGUCUGGUGUAUGCAAGCAUAUUAUGCAAGUUGGAGUAGGGAAGGGGUAUUAUGCAAGUAUUAUGCAAGCAUAUUGUGCAAGUUGGAGUAGAGAAGGGGUCUGAAUUUUGUCUUUCAUGAAGCAGUGAGCCAGCAUGGUUGACAGUGACUGAUUGUUGGCUGGAGUCACAUCUGCAGGGAGUCCUGUUUUUCAUGCUCAACUUGGCUUUCCUCUAAUUCAGAUCAAUAGGUAUUUCAUUCCCUGUGAUGAACACUGUGCAAAUGAAAGAAUGAUAAUAUGUAUAAUCUGGAUGCUAAACAUUUGAGUCUAAAACAGUAAGAAAAUGUGGGUUUAACUGAUCUUUUGAAAAAAGAUAUUAAAAGCAAGGGUUAAAUAAGAAA
Molecule: messenger RNA, 4722 nt
Organism: Sphaerodactylus townsendi
Lineage: Eukaryota; Metazoa; Chordata; Lepidosauria; Squamata; Sphaerodactylidae
Gene: MLIP
Product: muscular LMNA interacting protein
Exons: 16
Coding region: 74-3082 (1002 amino acids)
Biological process (GO): negative regulation of transcription by RNA polymerase II
Cellular component (GO): PML body; nuclear envelope; sarcolemma
Molecular function (GO): transcription corepressor activity; lamin binding
Source: RefSeq, a predicted model, not a curated record